AUGUCCGACUCAGAAGACUCACCCACUGUCGCAUUACCACCCUUUGAUCAUGAAAAAGCUGACGUGAUUCUGCGUUCAUCCGACGGCGCAGAUUUCCGUGUCUUCAGGCUCUUUCUCUCCCUCGCAUCACCCUUCUUCGAGACUCUCUUUGAUCUUCCUCAGCCAUCUGAAGAGACUAACACCGACAUGGAGAUCAAAGACAGACUCCCUGUCAUCCCUGUCAGAAAACAGCAACAUCAGGAAUCUACUAUCAUUACCCAUGUCCUGCAGGCACAGCUGCACUGUUCUUGCUGA
This is a messenger RNA of Pisolithus orientalis, 294 nucleotides long. RefSeq lists its product as uncharacterized. Gene Ontology annotation, molecular function: protein binding. The coding region runs from base 1 to 294 and encodes 97 amino acids. The transcript is spliced from 2 exons. The record is from RefSeq and is a predicted model, not a curated record. NCBI's taxonomy places the organism in Eukaryota, Fungi, Basidiomycota, Agaricomycetes, Boletales, Pisolithaceae.